AUGAAUGCAAUUAUAUUUGGACAAAAUAAAGUUCACAAACGAAAAAGCGCUUCUGAUAAUGCCAGUGAUUUACGCGUUAUUGGAGCUGGACUGCCACGGACAGGCACUUCUUCACUCAAAGCUGCUCUUGAAAUUCUUGGUUUUGGUCCUUGUCAUCAUAUGACUGAAUUAUUUGAUAAACCUGAACAAAGUAUCUUAUUUGCACGAGCAUUAGAUGGUUAUGAAAUAGAUUUUCGUGAAUUACUCAAGGGAUAUGGAUCAUCGGUUGAUGCUCCAACCGCCUUGUUUUACAAAGAAAUUCAUCAAGCUUAUCCUAAAGCAAAAGUUAUUCUUACUGUACGCGAUAAUAGUGAAAAAUGGCUCGAAAGUUUCAAAAAUUCGAUUGGGCCUGUAGGCUUAGAUAUUUUUUUCUAUAUUGCCACUUAUCUUAUACGACGUUUUCGUCUACAAUGUAUUGUUGUCAGAAAAAUCAUGCAAAAGUGGAUGACUGAAUAUGGCCAAAUAGGACCUCACAUUCAUGAAUUAUACAAUGCUCGAGUUAUACAAGAAAAUAAACAAGAUGAACUACUUGUAUUCAAUGUGAAACAAGGAUGGCCGCCAUUGUGUCGAUUUCUGAACGUGCCAAUUCCAGAGGACAUUCCAUUUCCGAAUGUAAACGAUACAAAAUAUGUUCAAGAAAGAAUUCUUGUGGCAAGAAGAGUAGGAUGGUGUACUUGGGCAUGUCUUAUUGCAGUGAUAGCUGUUUUUAUUUAUUUCUUUAUUUCAUUCAUGAAACUUUAG
Messenger RNA from Rotaria sordida, 780 nucleotides. NCBI's taxonomy places the organism in Eukaryota, Metazoa, Rotifera, Eurotatoria, Philodinida, Philodinidae. The record is from the annotation of a GenBank genome assembly.